Pelagomonas calceolata is the source of this 963-nucleotide messenger RNA. The record is from the annotation of a GenBank genome assembly. NCBI's taxonomy places the organism in Eukaryota, Pelagophyceae, Pelagomonadales, Pelagomonadaceae.
GGUUUCGCACGGUUGGGCUGGGAUGGCGCCUGUAAGACGACACUAGCAACAAGUGGGGCUGAGAGAGGCUGCCCCGCAGGAUCUACUGCCGAUCGAUGCGUGGCGCGACGACGUGGCUGGCGCUUGCCUGCGGCGCGGCACGCGCCGCGGACGUCGUCGAGACGUGCGCGUGGAACGUGCACGAGGCGACGUGCGCCGGACCGCGCGCGUACGCCGCGCAGCGCGCGUACUACGACGAGGUCGUCGCCCUGGACGCGCACCUGCGGUCGGUGGGCGCGCCGCCGGCGGAAGGGCACUCGGCCAUGUGCCCGCGCGCGGUCGCGCACAUGCGGGCCGUCGCGCGCGCCGCGGCCGAGACGUCGCAACUCGUGCGCGUCUGCGAGGUCGGCUUCAACGCCGGCCACUCGGCGCUCAACUGGCUCGCGGCGGAUCCCCGGACCGCCGUGGACGCGUUCGACCUCGGCGCGCACCCAUCGGCGGCGGCGGCCUUCGCGUACCUCUCCAAAAAAUACCCGGGCCGGCUCCGGCUGACGCUGGGCGAUUCGCGCGCCACCCUUCCCCUCGUCGACCACGCGAAGGCCUGCGAUGUCGUCUUCAUAGACGGUGGCCACGACGGUGACGUGCCCGCCGCCGACCUCGGCAACCUCGCGCCGCUCGCGGCACGCGGCGCGCCCCUGCUCGUCGACAACGCGAACAUGGCUCCCGUGCGCGCCGCAAUCUCCAACGCGACGGCGCGCGGCAUGAUCCGCGAAGCGGGUACGCUCCGAGAGUCGUGCUCGCCGUCGCUCGCCGCGUCGGCCUUCGCGACGGACGACCCGAACCCGCCGGUCGACCCCGCGUUACUCGGCGCCGUCGACCACAUGCACUGGUGGAAUGAGCUCUGGAUCGGCGAGUACGUGGUAGCGUGAGCUGCUGCCGGCUUUUUUUAUGUCCUGUUAAAACAACUGGUGUCGUGACACAAAA